Columba livia (rock pigeon) is the source of this 6769-nucleotide messenger RNA. It is a transcript of the gene SLC4A5, whose product is annotated as solute carrier family 4 member 5. The record is from RefSeq and is a predicted model, not a curated record. Bases 1400 to 4819 code for a protein of 1139 amino acids. Lineage: Eukaryota; Metazoa; Chordata; Aves; Columbiformes; Columbidae. Gene Ontology annotation, cellular component: plasma membrane. Gene Ontology annotation, biological process: regulation of intracellular pH; monoatomic anion transport; transmembrane transport. Gene Ontology annotation, molecular function: solute:inorganic anion antiporter activity; sodium:bicarbonate symporter activity; monoatomic anion transmembrane transporter activity. The transcript has 28 exons.
AAAUCACAACUAAAGGCAAAAACUGGAGCAGAUUGCUCUGCAGAGCUUUUCCAAAGAGCUUUUCCAAGGUUAAAACCCCCAGGGAGGCACAACCUGCAGCAAGACGGUUGUUUGGACAAGGAAAACCCAAUAUCUGAAGUUUUCCAGCUCUUCCCUAUGACCUGUGGCUUCAGUUUUUAUCCCCAGGCAAGGAAAAGGAGAGCUCGGCGAUUUUAGAAGAGAAGACGGGUUUAUUUUGGCAACGCGCUGCGUCUGGGAUGGUGAUAACCCCCCUCUGCUGGACACCGAUCUCUAAUGACCACGAGCCGCCAACACCUUUAUACCAUUUUCCUGGCUGAUACUGGACCACGGAAUGGGUCGGAUGCAGGAUUUUUGUGGAUUAAUUCGGUUUUUUGACAAACGACCUGACCCUGCUACACACGGAUGAGCACAUUUAAUAAAACCGUGAAGAAAAUGGAAUAGGGAUAAAGCAUCAAGCAGGUUCCGCUUUGCUUCUGCUGAGGCUCCGGAUCACGCCACCGAAAAGCCCCGAUCUCCAAUGACCUCAAAGCGCAAAGUUUGAUUUCCCAGCCCUUAUUAUUUUUCUUAACGAUGACACCAGCUGUGACGAAGCGCCGGGCGCCGCUUUGAUGCGGAUUUAUCGAUACCCCUGUUUUAAAAGGCCGAGCGCAGGCGAGCAAGCCAGGCGUUAAAUAGGAGCCGACACCUCGGGAGCUUCCUCGUCGGGAAAUCAAAUUGAUAAAUGUUCGACAUCUUACAAGCGAAAACGUGGACGUUUUAAAAUAAUUAGGUGCGCAACUCUCAUCAAAAUCUUCCCCCAAACUGCUUGGUGGCCCAGGGGUUGAUCCCAUUGUCACCGGGGGUUUUAGGAGCUUUUUUGCCCGUGGUGACGCUUCUCUGCGCCUCCCUAAAGAAUUCUCUUCCAUCCCUUAUGAUCAGAUGUGGAUAAUAUUGCACAAAGGAAACAAAUCAAUGCGGUUUCCCUCCCAAAUCACUCAUGAUAGAGCCAAAAAUGCUUCAAAAAAACCCCCCAGAAAACACAACCCCGCAAGCUGGGGACGCACAACUUGAAUUUUCCGACGUCCCGAUGGUCCGAUAUCCAGAAACCGUCACUGCACAAGACCAGAUCUGCGCUGCCGAGAACAUCCCGUCCCCUCCGGAGGUUUCAUCGCAUCCCAUGAUGCUUUUCUGCUCCCAAAGUCAAUUGGCGUCGCCCAAAAUACAUUUGAACCUGGGAGCUACGGAGCGUUUGGCAUUAGGCGUCAAUACGAUGGUGGCGGGAGCAGCUUUAUCUCAAGGCUCCCGCACCCACCGGCACCCGUGAUUUUACUCCGUAGCCUCAUCCUCCAAUUCCUGAGCGUUAUUUGGGGAGCUCGAGCUCUCUGCGAGCGGCAGGACCAUGCUGGAGGAUGAGGAUGGGAUGAGCGAGAGGGGGCUCAGCACCUCCAGGAGGAGAUACGACGAUGAGGAAGAUUACCACUCCAUCUACAUUGGGGUGCCGGUGCCGCGGGGCUACCGGCGGAAACGGCGUCGGCGAAGAUCGGCGUCCAGCCGGGACCGGGCGAGCGAGAGCGAGCGGCACUACGAGCGCCACGAUCGCUCCGACACCGACGACGGCGGCCACGGCUGCUACGAGAGCGGCAACGACAACGCCAGCAGGACCAUGUCACCGGCCGCCGAACGUCUCCGCUACAUCUUGGGGGAAGACGAUGAGCCUCCCAACCCCACGUUGUUCACCGAGAUGGACACGCUGCAGCACGAUGGUGAUGAGAUGGAGUGGAAAGAAUCGGCCAGGUGGAUCAAGUUUGAAGAGAAGGUGGAGGAAGGUGGGGAGAGGUGGAGCAAGCCCCACGUGUCCACGUUGUCCUUGCACAGCCUGUUUGAGCUGCGGACGUGUCUACAGACGGGAACGGUGCUCCUGGACUUAGACGGCUACUCUUUGCCCCAAAUCAUAGAUGAUGUUAUUGAGAAGCAGAUUGAGGACGGGCUGCUCAAGCCAGAGCUGCGGGAGAAGAUAAGCUACGUGCUCCUCAGGAAGCACCGGCACCAAACCAAGAAGCCAAUCCACCGGUCCUUGGCCGACAUCGGCAAAUCUGUCUCCUCCAACACGACGCGCAGCCCUGUCCGGAGCCCGGCCGCCGGCGCCGCCUUCCACCGCUCCACCGAGGACCUGCGGAUGCGCCAGAGCGCCAGCUACGGCCGCCUGCGGCACGCGCAGAGUCGGAGCAUGAAUGACAUCUCGGACACUCCGAGCACCGACCAGCUGAAGAACAAGUUCAUCAAGAAGAUCCCCAAGGAUGCAGAGGCCUCCAAUGUGCUGGUGGGAGAAGUGGAAUUCCUGGAGAAGCCCUUUGUGGCUUUUGUGCGGCUCCUCCAGGCGACGAUGCUGGGAGGGGUGACGGAGGUGCCCGUCCCUACCAGGUUCCUCUUUAUUCUCCUCGGUCCUGCAGGAAAAGCCAAAUCCUACAAUGAGAUCGGCAGAGCCAUCGCAACCCUCAUGGUGGAUGAUCUCUUCAGUGAUGUUGCCUACAAAGCCCGGGACAGAGAAGACCUGAUCGCUGGCAUCGACGAGUUCCUGGAUGAAGUCAUCGUCCUGCCACCUGGCGAGUGGGAUCCCAACAUUAGGAUUGAACCACCCAAAAAAGUGCCCUCGGCUGAGAAGAGAAAAUCGGUUUUCUCGUUGAACGAGGUCGGGCAGAUGAACGGCACGGCCGGUGGGGCAGGUGCCGGGGGCGGUGGAGGCGGCAGUGAGGAUGGAGAGAUGCCCGAAGUUCAUGAAAUUGGGGAAGAACUCGCGUGGACCGGCAGGUUUUGCGGUGGCCUCUAUUUGGAUAUCAAGAGGAAGCUGCCCUGGUUCCCCAGCGAUUUCUAUGAAGCUUUUCAUAUCCAGUCCAUCUCCGCCAUCCUCUUCAUCUACCUGGGCUGCAUCACCAACGCCAUCACCUUUGGGGGCUUGCUUGGGGACGCUACGGACAACUACCAGGGCGUCAUGGAGAGCUUCCUGGGCACGGCCAUGGCCGGCUCCAUGUUCUGCCUCUUCGCCGGGCAACCGCUCAUCAUCCUCAGCAGCACCGGCCCCAUCCUCAUCUUCGAGAAGCUGCUCUUCGACUUCAGCAAAGGCAACGGCAUCGACUACAUGGAGUUCCGCCUCUGGAUCGGAUUGCACUCUGCCCUACAGUGCCUUAUCCUGGUGGCCACCGACGCCAGCUUCAUUAUAAAAUACAUCACCCGCUUCACGGAGGAAGGCUUCUCCACCCUCAUCAGCUUCAUCUUCAUCUACGACGCCAUCAAGAAGAUGAUCGGAGCCUUUAAGUACUACCCCAUCAAUUCGGAUUUCAAGCCGGACUAUGUGACCAUGUACAAGUGCGAGUGCAUCGCUCCCGACCCAGCCAACGCGACCUUGUUCGAUGCUUCAGCUCCGGUGGCGCCCAACACCACUAAUGUUUCUCUGUACAAUACUAUUAACCUCACAGCUCUGGACUGGACUCAGCUGAGUAAGAAGGAAUGUCUCAAAUACGGCGGCAGCUUAGUGGGGAAGUCCUGUAAAUUCGUGCCCGACCUGGCCCUUAUGUCCUUCAUCCUCUUCUUCGGGACCUACUCCAUGACCUUGACCCUGAAAAAAUUCAAAUUCAGCCGCUAUUUCCCUACCAAGGUCAGGGCUUUCAUUGCUGAUUUUUCCAAUGUCUUCUCCAUCCUCCUGUUCUGCGCCGUGGACGCCUGUUUCGGACUGGACACCCCCAAACUGCACAUCCCCAGCAUCAUCAAGCCCACUCGCGUGGACCGAGGGUGGUUCGUGUUUCCCUUUGGGAAGAACCCGUGGUGGGUUUACCUGGCGAGCGCCCUGCCCGCCCUCCUCGUCACCAUCCUCAUCUUCAUGGACCAGCAGAUCACAGCCGUCAUCGUCAACAGGAAGGAGCACAAGCUACGGAAAGCCGCAGGCUACCACCUGGACCUCUUCUGGGUGGGCAUCCUCAUGGCCGUCUGCUCCUUCAUGGGGCUGCCCUGGUACGUGGCGGCCACCGUCAUCUCCAUCGCCCACAUCGACAGCCUCAAGAUGGAGACGGAGACCAGCGCCCCAGGGGAGCAGCCCCAGUUCUUGGGGGUCAGGGAGCAAAGAGUGACGGGAAUCAUCGUCUUCGUGCUGACGGGGAUUUCCGUCUUCCUGGCCCCCAUCCUGAAGUACAUCCCCAUGCCAGUGCUGUACGGCGUCUUUCUGUACAUGGGCGUCGCGUCGCUGAAUGGCAUCCAGUUCUGGGAGCGCUGCAAACUCUUCCUCAUGCCAGCCAAGCACCAACCUGACUACGUCUUCCUCCGGCACGUGCCGCUGCGCCGCAUCCACCUCUUCACGCUGGUGCAGAUCGUCUGCCUGGCCGUGCUCUGGAUCCUCAAAUCCACCGUGGCCGCCAUCAUCUUCCCCGUCAUGAUUUUAGCCCUGAUUCUGGUGAGGCGGCUCCUGGAUUUUGUCUUCUCCCAACACGACCUGGCUUGGAUUGACAACAUCAUCCCCGAGAAGGAGAAGAAGAAAGAGGAUGACAAGAAAAAGAAGAAAAAAGGCAACAAAGGAGGCAGCAGCAGUGACGAGGAGGAAAGAGGUCCUCCACCUGGAGCUUUGCGUUCUGAUUCCUCCCCGAAUGGUUCAGACCUGGAUCGCAGUAUUACGCUUCACCUGAAGAUUUCGUGCCCGUCGUCUCCCGCGUUUAACUACUCCCGAAACCCCAUCUGCGCCGUGCCCCAGGUGAAGAUAGAGAUGGAAUCGGACUACGAGGACACCGACACCGACAAACCCCCUCGGGACAUGGGCAGUGAGACCACGCUAUAGUCCCGCGCAGCCUUCCCCUGCCCUUUAUAUAUAUAUAUUGAUAUUGAAAUAUUCAUAUAUAUAUAUAAAGAUAAAUUGAGCUUAUUUUUCUAUGUGAGACAGAGGAGACCGGUGGCCCCAGGGGGCUGUCGCUCCGGUAGUUUUUAGCAUCACGACUUGUUGAAUUUUCUCCCUUUUCUGCCGGGCAAAAUGGGGCUGAAAAGGUGGAAUUGGCGAUUUUGGCCUCGGAGCCACUGCUGGGCCGGAGAAGCUGAAGUGGGUUUGGGCUGAUGGGGAUGGGGACCGCACUGGGGGGAUGGAUUUGAGGGGGGAUUUUGGGGUGAGGAGGAGGUUUGUGUGGCUCAGGUGGAACAAGAUGCGUGUCCCCAGUCCCUAAAAGCACAGCGCGGCUCUCAGGGAGUUUUGGUUUGUGAAGGGCACGGUGCAUCGGCCUUUGUGUUGGCAAAAGGAUGCUGGUCCGAGCCCACGGUGACACGAGGGACCCAGAUCUGCUGGUCUGGAGCCACCCUCUCAAAUCUAUUUCUUUGACUCAUUUUUGCUAGAUGCAUUAUUUUAUUUUUCUUUAUUUCAAGCCUCACAGAGCCCCAACCCUUCCCCUCCCUGAUAUUUAUACCAACCACACGGGGCUUUCCAGGACACCAGUUCAAUAUUGCAACCGGUCUGAACCUUUGCGUGGGACAGACCCCAGUUCUUUGUAAAUAGUUGAGUCCGACAAAGACUUGAAGGCGGUUUUUCCUAUUUAUAGCAAUUAUUUUUUCUUCUGGUUCAAGUACAGCUCCUGGGGAAACGUGGCGAGCUAAAUAACAGUAUUACUCCCAAGCGUGAGCCACGUAGCUUGACGUUAACAUUAAGAACUUGAAUGCGUCGUGUCUGUUUAGUAGCGUUUUGUACCGAUCUCCUCUGCGGUAGCUGCAGCGUGGUCCAGGUAGGCUGCUGAUUUUAAUCAAACAGGUUAAUUAGCUUGAUCCGGUACAUCAGCUCUACUCCCCCUGCCCCAGAAAGGCUUUGUGGACUCUGGUAGAUGUUUCCUCGAGCGGAGCUGAAUCCACUUUAGCUCAUUUUGACUCAAUUUGUCCAAAGUUCACCCAUGGUUUAUACUUUUUCUAUCUGCAAACAGUGGAGCAUCUCAGAUUUGCCACCUCCAUUCCAGUCCCACUCAAGCCAUUUUGUAUUUAUCAGUGAAACAACCCAAUAAACCUGGUUUCAACGAGUCUCAGCUCUUAGUGUGUUUCUGGUGCACUUGAACCUCAGCUUUUCUUCCCACUUUAGUGUUUUUGAGCACAAAUGUGGGGUUAGUGCCUCCAGCACCAGCCCUUGAGUGUCACAACAACCUUUUAGUGCUCCCAGAAAAGGUGGGAUCAGUUUUUUCAGGGAAUGAUGAAGGAGUCCAGGACUCACCUCACACAACCACCACUGCAUGGAGGUUUUUCCAUCCUGCCCAAGGCAUCGCAACCCCAGGUAAGAUUAAAGUUCAAUAGAUAAUUAAUAGUCCUCUAAUGCAUUAGUUUGCAAGUUCUAAGUUUGUGCUGUGAUGGGGUGGAGGUGGGAAAUAGAGCCAGGAAGCUAAAGCGGUUUUGUUCAGGCAUGAACUUCCUUCUAGGCUGAGUUGGGGAGGCAGUUGUGGCUUAGCUGAACUCAGGGGAAAAGCCAGACCUAACCCUGCUCUUUGCAGACAAAAAGGAGCUCACAGCACAAGCGCUUUAAUAAACUACAGCUCUUUUCCUGAAAUAAGAACAAAAACUUGCUUAGAAAUAAUUCUAGGACACAAGCAGGGUUGUUUUCUUCCUUCUCAUACUUGAUUAUUCACUAGUACUCACACACUUAUCAGUACAGUCCAGGAAAUCUCCAGCAUGCCCCCUAUCAACACCAACAGCCCACAUGCUGUUGUUCUUUGGUGAGGAAAAAAAAAGGCUUUUUAAUAAAAAAAUCAUUCUCCAAAUAGCAAAAAAA